Molecule: messenger RNA, 1344 nt
Organism: Schistocerca nitens (vagrant locust)
Lineage: Eukaryota; Metazoa; Arthropoda; Insecta; Orthoptera; Acrididae
Product: neuferricin
Exons: 5
Coding region: 594-1160 (188 amino acids)
Cellular component (GO): membrane; endomembrane system
Source: RefSeq, a predicted model, not a curated record
UGUGCUUGGUGUUUGUGUUUGUGUAAGGCGGUAAGAUGAUUGAUGUCCAGUAACACACGUAUAGAGAGUUGAUCAAGAAAGAAGCAAACCUUUGACUUUUAUUGCUUGUUAAUAAUAAGAAUUGUCCAGAACACAAUUAGUAUUGCGUGUGUAGUGAAAACAGUGCCUAUCUUAGUGUCUGAUAAUGAACGCGAGAAAUGUGUUUCUAGUUUCCUUCUUAAUCACUGCAGUUGCAUUUUAUUUACACGAGUACCAUUUAUCUACAUUAGUCAAUGUUUUCAAGUUUUCGCCUUAUUUGAAUAGCGUCAUGAUAAGUGUUCAUAAUGUGUUACUAACUUGGUUUGGAAAUGUUAGGAGUCAAGAAGAUUUAGGCGUCAAAAACAAGCUGAAAUCUACGACGUUAUUUACUCCUGAGGAUCUGAAGAAAUUUAAUGGUGAACGUGGUUUAUAUUUAUCAAUUAUGGGCAAAGUUUAUGAUGUAGGAAAAGAGAACAAGCAUUAUAAGGCCGGUGCAGACUAUCACUUUUUCACAGAUCACCCUGAUCAAUAUGUGUUUUGAAUUGAUUAUUAACGUGAAAGGCAUACUGUGAAAUAUGGUCGUCGUCGUCCACACCUACUGUUGUUGCCGAACAAAUACAUUAGUUUUGUUUGAAAGACGAGAUGCAUCUAGAGCCUUUGUCACUGGAGAGUUCACUGAAAGUGGUUUGAUUGAUGAAGUACUGGAUUUGUCACCAGAAGAAUUAAAAAGCUUAUCAGACUGGGCAAAAUUUUAUCAAACACAAUACAAGUACAAAGGUAAACUCCUUGGGCGGUAUUAUGAUGCUGAUGGUAAAGCUACACCAUACUUACGUGAAGUGCAGAAAAAGAUCAAACAAGCAAAAGCUAGAGAAGCUGAUACAAAUAAACUGAAGCUUAUGUUUCCUCCAUGCAAUGUUGAAUGGAGUCAUGAUACAGGAAGUAGAGUUUGGUGCUCAACAAGAAGUGGUGGCAUUGAAAGGGACUGGGUUGGUUCACCAAGACAGUUUUAUGAACCUGGAUCCUCGGCUUACAGAUGUGCUUGCAUAAAUAUGCAGGAGGCAGAAACAUUGCCAAUGUUAGGCAAUAUUCGAGAAUAUGAGGAUUGUGAUCCACAUGCUACUAGUUGUCAUAUAAAGAGUUGAUGUAUGUUACUUGUGAUGAAUAACAUUCCAAACAUGUUUUUGUAUAAACUAACCCUUUAGAUGGACUUUCUUACGGAGUUCAGUGUCCAAAUAUUUUAUUGUGAUAUUUACAACUAUGCCUGUCAGUGGACUUGGAAAGCUGGGUCCUGGUACAAUGCAGCUAUUGAUUGUUUUUGCCCAUGAA